AUGUAUAUAGUUUUCUUAUGUGUAAGAAUAAAAGUCGAAGAAACACGUUCUACUGGUAUUGGAGAAAAGGGAUUUACUAAGCUCUCAAAUGGUGCAAACAGCAAUUAUCAACAGCUUUCAAAAUAUUUAUCUGUACCUUCUACAUUCAAUGCUAUUCGGCAAACUAUUCAAAGAGUACAUCAUUUAGACCUUCCCACAGAACUACUAACUUUAGAUAGUUUUGUUAUUCUCGAUCAUAUGAAACAAACUUUAAAAGGGUCAGAUUUUUUAAUUAGCGAUACUACUGUAAAUCAAAGCAGAAUAUUAAUUUUUACAACAGCCAAUAACAUUCGUCAUUUGAACCAUUCACCUUAUUGGAUCAUGGAUGGGAUCUUUAAAAUAGUUCUGAACAUUUUUAAGCAAUUAUACACUAUUCACGGUUGUAUCGGUAGUAAUGAAAACUCAAGAAUUAUGCCUUUGGUUUUCUCCUUAAUAACUGAAAAGUCUAUGGAAUUUUAUAGAAGGUUGUUUCAAGGUUUGAUAGAUUUUGCUAAGGAGCACGAUGUCACUUUGAGUCCACAGAUAGUUCUUACAGAUUUUGAGGAUUUCAGUAUUUUAAUAAGGCAUAUUUCUGUCCUCGCAUUUUUGCCACAUAGUGAAAUACCUGCCAUGUUCGAUAAAUUAAAGGUUCAUAUUCUAGUUGAGGCUCGUGACAUCGUUCAGUGGUUUGAGGACAAUUAUGUUCAUGGUAGAGUUAAACAUGUGCAUAGGAAUGGCACUUUAGUUCGGUCUGAACCAUCCUUUCCCCCCAAUUUUUGGUCUGUAUCUGAAAAUGUUGAGUUUACUUACCCGAGAACUCAGAAUGUGGUGGAGGAACUUCAAAAAGAACAGAACAAGGUUGAGGUUAGCAUUGAGGUGAUUUUACGAGGUGCGCCAAGGCCACCAUUGAGAAGGCAGGCUAUAGAGCGUGAACUACGUAUACAUUCAGUGUAUAAUGAUUGUAAUCGUUGGUCUCUCAUGGAAUACCUUCUUGGUAUUAUAAAUAAUCUCUAUUUUUAG
Dentiscutata heterogama is the source of this 1038-nucleotide messenger RNA. The record is from the annotation of a GenBank genome assembly. Lineage: Eukaryota; Fungi; Glomeromycota; Glomeromycetes; Diversisporales; Gigasporaceae.